Molecule: messenger RNA, 2415 nt
Organism: Bursaphelenchus xylophilus (pine wood nematode)
Lineage: Eukaryota; Metazoa; Nematoda; Chromadorea; Rhabditida; Aphelenchoididae
Source: the annotation of a GenBank genome assembly
AUGAGGACGUUGUGGUUGUGGGCCUUAGUGCCACUUAUUUUGUUAUCCCGUGCCGACGAAGAGGAGGCCAGCAAUGGAAAAGACAAGAAGUACGGAACCAUCAUUGGUAUUGAUUUGGGAACCACCUACUCAUGUGUUGGAGUCUACAAGAAUGGCCGAGUGGAGAUCAUCGCCAACGACCAAGGUAACCGAAUCACUCCAUCCUACGUGGCAUUCACUCCUGAGACUGGUGAGCGUCUGAUUGGUGAUGCCGCCAAGAAUCAGUUGACUCUGAACCCCGAGAACACCAUCUUCGAUGCCAAGAGAUUGAUUGGACGUGAGUUCAGCGAGAAGUCUGUACAGGCUGAUCUCAAAUUGUGGCCUUUCAAGGUAUGUUUAUAUUUAUUUGAUGUCAAACUCUAGGGUACGAGACACCAAAAUUUUAUAAUGAUAUCUUUCCAGGUUACUAACAAGAACAAUAAGCCCCAUGUCCAAGUCAAAGUAGGUGAGGAAACCAAGGAAUUCGCCCCAGAAGAGGUGUCCGCCAUGGUUUUGGGUAAAAUGAAGGAAAUCGCUGAGCAAUACCUUGGGAAGGAGGUUAAGAACGCCGUUGUCACCGUCCCAGCCUACUUCAACGACGCCCAACGUCAGGCCACCAAGGAUGCCGGUGUUAUUGCUGGUUUGAAUGUUGUCCGUAUCAUCAACGAGCCUACUGCCGCCGCUAUUGCCUAUGGUUUGGAUAAGAAGGAUGGUAAGUUUUAGUAAAAUUUACAUCUUGCGGAAGUUUUGGAUUUUCUUGAGUGAAUUAUACUAGGAAUAAGUCUCGUGGUUGAGGUCGACAGUUGCGAGCGUAAUAGUUUUGAACAAAUUUCUUUGCAUUUCGGACACGUUUCACCCGAGACAGCUUGCACUGCCUGGCUCGAUUUGUGUGUCGCCGCGAUGCUGACCUCAUUCGGGACUUCACAGUGACCUUUUCUUUUUCCCCGCGCGAACUCUUGAAAAGCGUGACCCAUUAAGAGCCAAAAACUGACUUUUUUAGGUGAACGUAACAUCCUGGUGUUCGAUCUUGGAGGUGGUACCUUCGAUGUGUCCCUUCUCACCAUUGACAAUGGAGUUUUCGAAGUUUUGGCCACCAAUGGAGACACCCAUUUGGGAGGAGAAGAUUUUGAUCAGCGAGUGAUGGAGUACUUUAUCAAAUUGUACAAGAAGAAGACCGGAAAAGAUCUCCGUAAGAGUCACCGUGCCGUCCAGAAGCUCCGUCGUGAGGUUGAGAAGGCCAAGAGAACACUGUCUGUUCAACAUCAAGUGAAGGUCGAGAUCGAAUCUCUGAUCGAUGGAGAAGAUUUCUCAGAAACUUUGACCCGCGCUAAGUUCGAGGAGUUGAACAUGGACUUGUUCCGCGGAACCUUAAAGCCUGUGCAGAAGGUUUUGGAAGAUGCCGACAUCAAGAAGGAGGAUGUCCAUGAGAUUGUUUUGGUCGGAGGUUCCACCAGAAUCCCCAAAGUCCAACAACUUCUCAAAGAGUUCUUCAACGGAAAAGAACCUUCGCGUGGCAUCAACCCUGAUGAGGCUGUCGCGUAUGGUGCUGCCGUUCAAGGUGGAGUUAUCUCCGGAGAAGAAGAUACUGAAAUUGUUCUUCUCGAUGUCAACCCACUUACUAUGGGAAUUGAAACCGUUGGUGGAGUCAUGACUAAACUUAUCACUCGUAACACCGUCAUCCCAACCAAGAAAUCCCAAGUCUUCUCUACUGCCGCUGAUAACCAACCUACCGUAACGAUUAAAGUCUACGAAGGAGAACGACCAAUGACGAAGGACAACCAUCUUUUGGGAACAUUUGACUUGACUGGCAUCCCACCAGCUCCACGAGGAGUUCCUCAAAUUGAGGUUACUUUUGAAAUCGACGUCAGUGGUAUCCUCCAUGUAUCUGCUGAGGACAAAGGAACUGGAAACAAAAACAAGAUCACCAUUACCAACGAUCACAACAGACUCUCGCCCGAAGACAUCGAGCGUAUGAUCAACGACGCCGAGAAGUUUGCUGAUGAGGAUAAGAAGGUGAAGGAGGUGGUGGAAGCCAAGAAUGAGCUCGAACAGUACUCUUAUCAACUUAAGAACCAGGUAAAAUUUAGUUCCAUUGUUCUAAUGUAGUGUUUUCCUGCGAAUUGAUUUAAUUUUUUUUCUUUUCAGCUGAAUGACAAAGAGAAGGGACUCGGAUCUAAGUUGGACGAAGAUGAAAAGAAGACCAUUGAGGAAGCUGUCGAUGAAGCUCUUAGCUGGCUCGAAUCCAACAAGGACUCAUCGGCCGAAGAGAUCAAGGAAAGAAAGAAGGAGUUGGAAGCCAAGGUCAACCCCAUCGUCAGCAAACUCUACGAAGGUCAAGCUCCACCCCAAGGUGGCGAGGAAUCGGAAGCGGGUUCUGAAGACAAAGACGAGUUGUAA